UGUUAUUUACCUCGAGACGCGAAGACACACACAAGCUGAUUAAUCAAGAGUAAAGGGAAAAACGAGUGAAUUUGUUUACAUUUCAAUUUCGGCGCGAGGAUAAAAGCAAACAAAAAAUAUUAAUUCUUUUCAAUGGUGCUUGCACACAUUAAAAUGUACAUAUGUUAAUAUAAAUUUUAAUGCCAUAUAAUUGUGAGAGAAAAAUCAACGCAAUAUCGUCGUCGUAGUGAACAUACAAACAAACCAGAAUUGUAAAGAUCAUCGACAACAAAAAUAGAACUGCAUUGCAAAUUACAGCUGGAGGCAUCAUCAUUGAUCGCCUUACUCUCCAAACGAAAACGAGACGCCCUUCUGGAUAGUAUAUAAAAAGAACAACAACUAAUGUGUACAACGACAAUAAAGGAGGAAUAGAAACAACUGGCCUCCAAAAAUAUAUUUUUCAUAUUAGCAGACUAAAAUAUUUUCUGUCCAGGAAUUUCCUAGUGCAGAAAUCACUAUCUUAGAAAGGAAGUCAAUUCCUUUUCGUCUUUGGCGUCUUACUGACAAAAUCAUAAAAGGACAUACAUACGUUGUAUAAAACAAAACACACAAAAUGGACAUGCGCAGCUGGAAAAAAGUACUGUUGCAAUGGAUUACCGAAUGUGGUUUUAUGGAACGCAACUAUUUCAACAUCGAACAAUCGGAUAUUGAUCUAUUCUAUCAAAAUUUCUGUUUACAACAUCCUAAAACAGCCAAUAAUGACAAAUGCAAAAGAAUUAGUGAAUUUCUUAAAGAAUUCUAUCCAAAAUUUGAAGCCCAUCUUGAUGAUGAAAAUUGUCUAAGUUCCUCGGACUACAUUUAUAUAUAUUCAUUAUUUUUACAUUUCUGUUGCGUCAAACAUCCACAGACUGUAUUUCAUGAAAUAUGUCAACGUUUACCCGAAUUUGCCCAACAAUGUAUUGCAUCGUUUUUCAAGGAAUUACUUGAAACUGAGCCUAUAACGAAAGAGGCCCUACGCCAUGCCAUUGCUGAAGUGGUGACAACACAUGUAUCGCCACAACGUCUCAAUGAUUCGAUUUCGAGUAAUCAAUCUACCCUGAGUAUAUUGGGUGGAAUUGGCGGAGGGGGUGCUGGUGCUGCUAGCAUUAGUAGUAGCAUAACUUCGCCAAGUUUUAGUCGUUGUGAUUCACCUUUAAAGACGCCAAAACGCUGCGCCGGACCGCAACGCAUAUCACCAACGACACCUAAAUCCUAUUUGCUCGAAGAGCGACAACGAGAAUUGUAUAAUUUAAGGGCCCAGCUAGAAACGGAACGCUAUGAGAAGGGCCUUUUAGAGGUACAAAUCAAACAAAACGAGGAUAAAAUCCUUAAAUUAAAUCAAGAUCAUAAAAAGUUACAACAUCAAAUCCAAGAUUUGAAAAACGAUAUUUUGUUGAAAACCAGCGAUGGCACCAACUCUUCAAAUCGUGAAGGUCAAGUGGAACAGAUACAUAAACGUUUACUUAAGGAAAUGACUUUGAAAGAAAACGAAAUCAUAAGACUCAAUGAUAUUGUUAGAAAUUUACGAGAAGAAAAAGCUCUGAUUCAGGAAAAACUAAGCUAUGCCCAAAAACAAAUUGCUAUAUGCAUGAAUCGCAUAAAGGAGUUGGAUUACAAAGUCGAUGAAUUAAGUGAUACCAUAGAAAAAAGGGAUGGCACCAUUAAAUUUUUAACCGACAGUAAAAUAGAACUCGAACAAUAUAUUGCUGAAUAUCGCUCAGCAAAUAUGCAAAGCGAUUUAAAUGGUUCCAUGGAAUGUUUUGAUUCUUCAUUUGCUCGCAAUAUUGGCAAUACGAAUGCCUCCAGCAAUGUUAGUAGCCCCGAAAAUCUGGGAGCUUCUGUCAUUGACAUUCAGCUAAGAGAAAAGGAACACGAAAAUUCCAAAUUAAAAGAAGAAUUGGAAUUGGUUAAAGACGAACAUAAACGUUUAGCCAAAAGUCUACAAGACUUGGCCGAAAGACAAGCUAAAGAGUUUGACAUUGUGUGGGAACAUCAUAGUGAGCUCGCAGAUGAAUCACAACCUGAAGAUUCCAUACAAAGUGAUCCUCUGGAACAAUUCAGUUUAUUCUCCAGUUGUAUGGAAAAAAUAAGUAGUUUCCAUAAACUCGAGAAGAACAAAAUUCAUGAAUUAGAAGAGGAAAGCCAAAAACUACAAAAUGAAAAGGCUGAAUUGACAUUGAAAUUGGAAUCAUUUAAUCAAGAGGUAUUACAGUUAAAGGCCAAUGUCAAUGAAGUUCAGAAAAACAAUGAACAAUUGUUGAAAGAAAAAGAAGACAUGUUGGCCAGAGAGCGCAAACAACAAAUUGAAUUGGAACAAUUAAUGGCUCAAAAACAGCAUCUUCAUGUUGAGUUGCAGGAUGCCAUAUCCACCAAGGAAUCACUUGAAUCAGAUUUGUUGAGGUUCAGGCAAGAAUCUGAAGAAAUGAGUAGCAAAAACAUGGAAAUGCAGAAAGAUUUUACUUUAAAAUCCAAUGAAUUUGAAUUAAAAAUCAAGGAACUAUUGGAAUGUUUAGACAAACAGGCCGAUGAAAUGAAAACCCACAUAUUGGCUGAGAAAUCAUUAAAAGCCAGUUAUGACGAACUUGUCAUUGAAAAUAAUGAACUCAAGAACAAAACACGUAAUGCUGAUGAACAUCUUGCGGAAAUGAAACAUGAUAUUGAAAAGAAGCAACAAGAAAUAUCCAAACUUGCUAUUGAAAUUUCACAAUUCUCAGAGCAAAAUAAGGAGCUAGAAAAGAAAAUCAAUGAUUUGGUGGCAGAAUGUGAGAGAGAAAAGAAUGAAUGUGAAAGCAGUCAAGAUGAAAUCAAAUCGCUGCAGGAAAGACUUGAGUCCUUGCGAGAAGAAAAAGAAACUGAGAUUAGCAAAUUAGAAAAAGAACUGGAUUCACAGAAACAUAAUAGUGCAAAUGUUCAACAAGACUUAAAUAAGCUUCUAAAGGAGAAAGAAGAUAAGUUACAAGUUAUCCAACAAGAAAAUGAAGUAUUACAGCACAAAAUUGAUAUGCUUUUGCAAGAAUAUGAAAAUGAUAAAUUGGACACAGCAGAUAGACAUAAACAAGAAAUUCAGACAUUAAAAGAAGAAUUAGAAGACUUGCAAUUGGAAAAACAGCGCUUAACAACGAAAAUGGAAUCUGAGACAAUUGAACAUCAAAAGGAACACUUGGACUUCGAAAACAAAUACAAAAAACAAGUUAUCUCCUUAGAAGAACAUGUCAAGACUUUGGAAUUGGAAAAACAAAAUAUGGAAUUAAAGCUUGAAAAUAUUACCCAAAACUGUAAUGAAUUGGAAAAAAUAAUAAAAAAGCUCAAAGAUGAAAACCUUAAAGAAAAACUUGAACAAGAUACUUUGAAGGAUACAAUUGGUGAUUUGGAAAAGUCCAUUACCGACUUCAAAGAAAACAGCGAACAGCUUAAAGAACAAAUUGAGAACCUCAAAGAAGAAAAACUCAAACACCAACUAGCAUUUGAACGUCUUCAAACGGAACAUCACGAAGAAGUCAAAACUUUGGGAGAUAACUUUAAUAAGCUACAAAUGGAAAAACAAAAUGAAAUCCAAAAUUUACUAAAGCAAAUUUCUGUUAGCCAAGAGAAAUUUGAAUCUCUAGAGAAACAACUGGAAGAAGCUGAAACAUUGAAACUCAAACAUCGAGAAACCCUUAGAGAAAUGGAAACAGAACUUCAAACCGUACAGAGUUCUCUAAAGGAAAGCAAUAAUAAAUUGGUUAACUCUGAGACACGCCACAAGGAAAUGGAAAAACUAACAACAGAUUUGUCUACAAUUAUUAACAACACUCUUAAAUUGUUUAAUGUUUCGGUUAAUAGUGAAAACUGUUUGGAAAACAUUUGCAACUUGGAGCAAGAAAUAAAGAGUCUUCUUGAACAUAACACCGAACUAAAGGCCAAAAUGAAUAACCAGGAAUCUUCCCAAAUUGACACCACGCACAGGUUGCAACAAUUGGAAAAGCAACUCAAUGAAAAAAAUCAGGAACUCGAAAGGCAUGCCAAAGAGUUAGACACUCUACGUGAACAAACUGAGGAUUACGAAACGAAAUUCAUCACGUUAAGAGAUCAACAAAAUAAAUUUGUUGAGAAGAUUAAACAAGAUUUGGACAAAAAAGAAAAUGAUUUCACACAGCAAAUGCAACAGGCAAGCAACGAAUAUGAAGCUUCAUUGGAACGAAUACGUCAUGAAUUGACUUUGGAAAAGGAACAUCAUGAAACCAAAGAAAAAGAAUUGCUGUUGGUUAUUGCUCAGCAUAACGAUGUGAAAAAGCAUCUCAAUGAAAAGGAAGCUGAAAUCGAAAAGCUGAUGGCAACCUUAGAAUUGCUGCAGGAACAAAAUCAAAAACUGAAAUUAUAUGAGAGCCGUGUUAGUGAAUGUUCUACGGAAAAUAAUAAGUUGCAAGAAGAAAUUGAAAGCUUUAAGAGAGAAGUUCAUCACAAUGCUCUGCGUUUGGUGGAAGCUGAUAAAGCGCUCAAUGAAUUAUUAGACUUAACCAAGGAGCAUGAAACUAACAAGCAGGAGGUCCUUAAACUUCACAAUGAGCUACAAGAAAAACAAAACACUUUAGACUCCCAGCUUGAAGUACAGGAGGAUUUGGAACAACAGCUAAAAGAACAAAGUGAAGCAAUUUCCAAACUUUCCGAAACACUCAAGAAAAUCGAGCAGCUCAAGACAAACUUAGAUCAGCAGUUGAGUAAGGAACAGGAAGAAAAAUCUCUAUUGCUUCAGUCUUUGGAAAAAUCCACCGAUCAAUUAAAAUCUUUGCAAGCAGAACAACAACAACAAAAAUCGUCAUGGGAAGAACGAUACACGGAACUCAAGCACCAAAUGGAUGAUUUAACAUUGCAAAAUACCAAACUGCAGGGAGAUUUGCUAGAACGUGAUGCUGAGCUACGUAUGAGUUUAGAAGAUCAUGAACAGGAACGUGAUAGCUUCCAUCAGGAGUUGAUGGAAGUAAAACAAAAACUUCUACAUGCGAAUGAAAAAUUAGAACAAUUUGAUAUGUCCCUUAUGGAAAUAUUAGCCAUUAUGGAAAAUAAUUUCAACCUGAAAUGUGAUUUUGAAUUGAAGACCAUGAAAAACAUCUUCAAUGUUUCAGCUGCUGAUGAACAUGGCAAUAAAAUCAAUCAAUUACGGGAGAACCUCAAUAUUGUCCUUCAUAUGGAACAACAGCAACGUCUACAGCAUAACGAGACCUUAGAUGCUCUUAAAUUAAUUGAAAAAUCCAAUGCUAGCCUUCAAACCACAAUUGCCAAGCAGGAAAAGAGUUUGCAAGAGCUAAGAGAACAAAUUGAAAAUGAAGAAGAAAUUACAGAGAAGAGAAUGUCUCACGAAGUAAAACGUCUUGAAGAGGAUCUUCUUAAUCUGGAAAGGGUGAAUGAACGUCUAGUCAAUGGCAACUGCCAUUUGCAAGAUACUUUAGGCCAACAUGAAAGGGAUCUUGAGCAAGCAAAACUUAACGUUGAUAAAUUGGAAAAAGAGAAACACAAUCUUCAAGAAGAGGUCUAUAUAAAGGCUCAGCACAUUGAAAAGUUACUACAAGAAGAACAGAGUCUACAACAAAAUCUCAAAGACAAAUCACAACAAAUUGAGAGAAUUUUGGAAAAAUCGAAACUUCUGGAACAACAACUUGAAGAAAAAUCACAAAAAUUACAAUCUCUCAAUAGGGAACAUCAAGAUCAGAAGGAAAUGACUCUAAAACAACAACAGCUAAUCGAGGAACAACAGCAACAAUUGUCCUCGUUACAGGCAGAACAAUUGAAGCUGAAUGAUAAACUAAAACAAUUACAAAAUGCCAAUGACUCGCUGGAAAAUGAUGUAUCAAACAAAUCCAAAGAACUUCUAACUCUAACCAACAAAUCCGAAGAACUUUUACAAGCCAUGCAAAAUGUUGAACAACAAUUGCAACUAACCACCAAGAAACUGGAUGAAACUGAAGCUUUAAAAUUGAACAGCGAAAGUAACUACCAGCAAAUUCAGUCUGAAUCGCAACAGCUAAAACGUGACAUGGAUUUCCUUAAGGCCCAACAUCAAUCGGCCGUUGAAGAAAAUCAACGCCUAAAUGGUGAAAUCGAAAGUCUCAAACAGGAUAAGCAGCAUUUGCGUGAAGAAGUCCGUGACACCAAAUCGGAUCUUCAAAGAGCAAAUGAUAAUGUCACCCAACUAAUACAGCAAAUCGCUUCCAUACGCAUGGAAAAGGAAUCGGUGGUUGAAGAAAACUCUUUGCUACGUAAACAGCUGGAGGAAAGUGGUAAACAUCAUUCUACAUCGGAACAUAAACUCAAAUCGAUCAUAGAAAAGUCCCAGGAAUAUGAACGUAAGCUGCUGACAACGGAAAAUGAACUGAAAUCCGCCAAGGCCUCUCUUGAGAAAUGUGAAAUAAACAGUCAAAAACUAUCUGCAGAAAAUGUCAAGCUGAAGGAUUCUCAAAAGACUUCUACAAAGAGAAUUGAAAAAAUGGCCUUGCAACUGGGUGAAUCACAAGCCAAGAGUACAAAACUGGAAAGGGAAAAUGAAAAGUUAAGCAAAACUCUGGAGGCUCAUAGUACCACUGUUGAUGCUUUACAAAAAGAAAAGGAUGUGCUGCAAAAUGAAGCUAAGGCUCUCAAAGAACGUUUGUUGAGGGCCGAAAGGGCCCACGAACAAUUGGCAGCUAAGGUACAAAAUCUGGAAUUGCUAAACAGCCAACUUCAAGAGACCAAACAAAAAUUGGAAGCUUCAGAAAUUGAUGGAAAAUCGAAACUCAAUAAAAUGGACAAAAUGCGUAUCUCAAAUGAAGAAAAGAUUCGUAAACUUGCCAAUUCUCUUCACAAUGCUGAAAAUACGAAUGUUAAGUUGAAUUUGGAAAUAGGUUCCCUAAAUUCCCAAAUACAAGUGUUGAAGGCGCUCAAUUGUCAAGAACAGGUUCAAGAUUUGACGCAUAAACUUGAAUUGGCUCAGCAGCAGUGUCAACAGCUCGAAGAUUUGAACGAAAAGCAUCAACAAGAAAUAGAACAUCUAAAGGAAGAUAAAACAAAUCUCUCUGAUCAACUUUCCAAGCUAACACUCACCCUGCAAAUUACACGCAACGAGCUGGAAGAAAUACGUUCUGAACUUUUAGUCAUACGUGAUGAAAAGUCUCGCGUCCAAUCGGAACAUGAAACAUCCACUUUGAAACUUCGUGACUUGGUGUCACAAAAUGAUCAUCUCAUAAGUGAACGUAAAAAUCUUGUGACCACUCUGGAAUCACGUAUUGCCACAUUGGAACAACAGUUGACGACCAAAUGUAAAGAAGUUGAUGACUUGCAACAUGAAAUUCAAACCUUACGUGAAUGUUCUGAAUCAAAUUCAUCGCUAUUGCAACAACAGUCUGCCAUCGCUAAUCAUUCCGAAGUGGAACAGCUGCGUGAGAGGUUAUCCUCGGCAGACGAUGCACUGCAAAAGGAACAACAAGUUGUUGCCCAACUACGUUUGGAUAAUCAAAUCUUACAUACAAAAUAUCAAGAGUCCAAACAACGUGUUCUGGAUGCCACCAAGAGUAGCGAAGAACGCAUCAAAGAAAAUCGUUUAGAAUUGGAAGGCAAAUUGGAAAAGAUGAAAAAUAAAAUGAAAACUCUAUACACCGAAGAAAUAACCAAAAUGAAAACGAAACAGGAACGUGAAGUGGCGAACAUUAAAUCGGAAAUGGAGGUUUUGAAAGCACAGAACUUGAAAUAUGAAGAACAUACCCGCAAACUUUCCAAUCAAAUUGUCCGAUUAAAUGACAACAUACUGGAGUAUCAAAAAGAAAACACCAUUUUAUCUACGAAAUUAAAACACCUUUUGGAACACCAUGAAAGUGAAAAAUUUAAACGUCCCAAUUCUAUACAUGUCUCAACAAUAUCCUCAUCAACCGGUUCAACGGGUGCCUCAAAUACGGGCACUAAUUUAGCCAUGGAAGACGAGGAAGGUGAAGUUUUCAAUAAUACCUAUUUGACAGAUUUGAAAGCUGGUCACAUGAGCAGAGAAGUUUGCGCCGAAGAACUUAAAUAUCGCAAUUCAUUGUUACCGCCCCACCUGAGAAGCACAUAUGCGGCCCAGUACGAUAGCGAAAUCACCGAAGAUGAAUUAAAAGAUGGUCCACAUAGCUUUGAUGACAGCAUGAGUGCCUUGCUGAGCACAACAAAUGGUGGUAAUCGCAAAAAAUGCACUGGCGUUACCCAUUAUAAACGUCCCGGCCCACCAACGCCCAGUAAAAAUGGUCGUCUUUCAUUUGGUGGCUGUGUUAGUUCAGAGCCAAUGCGUGAAAUACUUAAAGAAUCAUUUGAUAGUGCUAACUCCGCAACCACCGGAACCGUAUCGUCUUCGUCGGCUAAAACUCCAGCCCGUUUUAAUUUCUUUGCAUCACGUUUCAGCAUGGGCAAUGGAAAAGAUGAGAAAAAAUGUCAUCUUAAAAAAGAAAUUAUUCAGCAAAAACCAAUUCCCAACAAACAACCUACAAUACCCAAAAAACUACCCCCACAAACCUCAAAAGCUCUACCACGACAUUUAUUGGGUGGUGUUGUGUGCACAUCAACGCCACGUAAAAGUAAAGUGCAUUACGAUCAAAGACGUUUAUUGGAUCAACUUCUUACGUCUUCGCCAUCGCCAUCACCCUCGCCUCUGGUUAUGGAUAACAUAAAAUUGAAAUUAAAGAAAAAAAAUAUAACUCCUCCCGAUGUUAGUUUUAUCGAGACACCAUUAAGUGGCCUAAUAAAACCAGCUGGCAUGCCUCCCAAAGCUCCGACAAGAAAACAAACAAAUGCUAAGCGUAUGGAAGCCAUUGCUGCUGGUCUAAAAAGCAAGCGGCGUAACUCCUCAAUUUAUGGCAGACGCUUAUCACGACGUCUACAAGAGAUUUGUACUCCCACAAGUGGUGAAACGACCUCAUCGGCUUUCUCAAAUACUCCCAAAGAUUUAAAGCAACGUCGACAGACUAUAAGUUCGGCUACCACCACAACCUCGGAUGGUGUAUCAAAUGUAACAGUGGUACUACAAAAACGUUUUCUAAAAAAGAAACAACAAAAAGAGCGAAAAGGUAGACCUUCACUCUGCCUGAAAAGUGGUAUUUUUGCCAAGCACCGCACACCCAAUAAAGGAGUUCUGCAUGAUUUGAAUAGAUAUAAAUCUCGUAGGCAAAGAUUCGAUAAUUUCAAUAGAGGUAGAGAUGUUAAAGAAAAUGAAUCUAGUGAAGAGGAGAAUGAUGUGAAACAAUUGGAACUGGUCCAAAUGAACAAGAAGAAGAAUGCCAGUAUAGUCAAAAACAUUACCUAUGAAAUAAAACAUAAGGGUCUAAUAAAACCCACGAAAUUGGGAGAAACUGUUGUCAUAGCUACACUGGAAAAUCAACCACAAAAAGAGGAGUACCAACGGGAAUUUGAAUUUAAUACUGGAGAAGACUCUUUUCUAUGUGCCUCAGAAGUAUUUGAUACACAAGAUGCUGAAGAUUUUAAUGAAUACGGGGAGGAUAGUGAUCAUAUUUGUCAAUAUGAUAGCAGCAGUGAUGAGGAAGAAGAGCAAGCUAUAAAACAUGGAAGAACGAGCAUCCCAAUUAAAAAAGAGUGUAAAAAGGAAUUGGUUACCUCGAUGGAUUUAGAGGAAUUCGAUCGUUAUAUCAAUUGUCUGGCAAAAGUUAAAAGGGAACCUGGAUCAUCCCAUUCCUCAGCAGGAAGUUCGCAGCAUUUUGAAAAACUGGUCUUGGAAACCGAAUCAAAUGCGCCGUUUGAGGUUAAGCACAUCAAAUUUAAUAUAAGUGGUGGUUCUUCCACACACCACCACGAUUAUGGCAAGCAGCAACCUCAAGAGCACUGUACAUUUGCCAGUAACUCUUCGACGCUACUCAGUACAAGUCCUGUUAAUGGCGACGAAUUUUUACCGGAUCAACAAUGUGACUUUUUGGCAACCAAAGCAUCGCCACACUUUUCACCCACAAAUAACAAUCAAGGAAACUUAUCACGAAUUAUUUAUGGCGGAACCGUAAUCUAUAAUCGCCGCUUACCCAAUAUCAACACCACCUAUGUUAGGAAAUCCUCAAUUUAUGUUAAGAACAAAAAUCAAACCAUGUUUGAUUCGAAUGCGGAUGUUAUUCUCAUAACCAAUCAAACAAUAACGGUUGCAGAUUUGGCCCGCAUGUGGAAACAAAUGGAUAGUUCAGCUCGGUUGUUGGUCAGUUUUGCAGCAUUGGCUAUAUUUACAAGCCUGUUGGGUUUAUUCUUGUCGUUCUAUUCACCAAAACAUUAAUGCUCAGCUCGUCUUGUUGUUUAUUUGAAGUUUAUUUUCAUAAAUAUUUAUAUUAUCCUCAUUAUUACUUUAUUAUUAUUUUUUGUUUGUUUUUGUUUUAUGAGGUAUUGCUUAUUAUCAUUUGGUAUAGAAGUGAUUUUUGAAGUUGUAAAGUCCUAAGGACUACCCCUGCAAAUUUUGUCAAUUCAAAGCAACCAAAAUUUAUUUAUAUACAAUUUAUUCUUGUAAUGUAUGUAUUUUUUCAUAUUAAAGUUAAAGUUAUAUAAGACCAUUAAAAAAUAAGGGAAUCAUAAUAAAAUAAGCGUUCCCUUAAAAGGUAAUGUAAUCAUUUCAUAUUAAAUUUAAAUAAAUAUAUAACACUAUUAGCUAGGGGGAAUCAUUAUAAAGGAAAUAUUUGAGUAAGAAAAUAUGCAAAAAAGAACCAUUGAUAAAUAUAUUUUUUACAACAAGAA
This is a messenger RNA of Musca domestica (house fly), 10710 nucleotides long. RefSeq names its product GRIP and coiled-coil domain-containing protein 2 (gene mud). NCBI's taxonomy places the organism in Eukaryota, Metazoa, Arthropoda, Insecta, Diptera, Muscidae. The transcript has 12 exons. Bases 593 to 10258 code for a protein of 3221 amino acids. The record is from RefSeq and is a predicted model, not a curated record.